Messenger RNA from Ilex paraguariensis (yerba mate), 780 nucleotides. Lineage: Eukaryota; Viridiplantae; Streptophyta; Magnoliopsida; Aquifoliales; Aquifoliaceae. The record is from the annotation of a GenBank genome assembly.
AUGGACAACUCCAACAUUCCCUCCUUAGGUCCCCAAUCACAACUCAGACCUCCUUCUUCAUCUUCUUCUUCACAGCUCAAUCUUCCACCUACAAUGUCCAAACCCACUCUCCCUCUCCAACCCAAAACCCCAAAUCGCCACGUAGACCUCAUGAGCAGUCUCAAUUACCACCCGUCGCCCUCGCGCGCCAUCUACAGUGACCGGUUCAUUCCAAGCCGAUCUGGGUCUAAUUUCGCUCUCUUUGACCUGUCUCCGACCACGAAUUCCUCCUCGGAGGAGUCGAACAAUGCGUAUACGACUCUGUUAAAGACCGCAUUGUUCGGUCCGGACUCGGUGGUGGGUCCUCCGGGAACACCCGACAAGGCUGUGGGAUUGAAUGGGAAGAAUUUGCAUCUUAGUCCUCCGACUCGUAAUAUUUUCCGGUACAAGACCGAGACGAGACAGUCUUUGCAGUCUUUAUCCCCUUUUGGGUUUGAUGAUCAGUUGCCUGGGGUUAGUCAUAGCCCUGUUAAAACUCCAAGAAAGGUUCCUAGGUCGCCUUAUAAGGUUCUGGAUGCACCUGCAUUGCAAGAUGAUUUCUAUCUGAAUCUUGUUGACUGGUCUUCGCAUAAUGUGUUAUCUGUGGGGUUGGGUAACUGCGUUUAUUUAUGGCAUGCUUCUAGUAGCAAGGUGGUAAAGUUGUGUGACUUGGGAAUUGACGAUAGCGUUUGUUCAGUUGGUUGGGCUCAGCGAGGCACACAUCUUGCUGUGGGGACUAGCAAUGGCAAACUUCAGGUGUGA